Linnemannia hyalina is the source of this 1599-nucleotide messenger RNA. The record is from the annotation of a GenBank genome assembly. Lineage: Eukaryota; Fungi; Mortierellomycota; Mortierellomycetes; Mortierellales; Mortierellaceae.
AUGGACACAAGAGGUCUUCCAUCGUCGUCGCCGUCCUCAAGUCAAGCCCCUUACCAACGCGUCCCCUCCCUCUCUUCUGCACCUAUCAUGGACCACAACCAAUCCAACAUAAACAACCUGCCACCUGCAGGGGAACUCGCCUAUACCAACAGUAACAACGGCAUGACUGGCGGAUAUGUCUACCCUUCAGACCACCAACUGCAAUUCAACCCUGCAGCAUCCAAUAACGCUCCUCCGAACUCGUACCACAACCCCUUUUACCCUGAUCCUCAACACCAACAACAGCACCAGGACGAUAACGACCACAAUAACCAACUCUCAUCGUCCUCACCCCUCCGCCUCGACAACGACAACAACAUCAACAACAACAGCAACUACCCCAACAACCAAGACGACGACGCCGAGUCCAUCGCACCCAUAUACCUAUCCACGAUCACCCCGCCAGGAAAGAUCCUCCUCCUCCAAACCUUAACCACCCUCUCGACCAUCGUCUUCACCGUCAUCCCCGUCGUCAUCAAGGCCGGGCCCGACGCGACUUGGGGGAAUUGGUAUACCUGGCGGGAUGCUGUUCGGCUGAUUGAGCCCUUUGUCAGUGGGUUGUUUCAUUCUUGGUUCUUUUAUUCCUCGGAUCUUAUGAGGCGCUGGAAUCGGGGUCCCAUCGGCUAUGAUGAUGGCCGGAAUAACUAUCGUACGUCGACGUUGGCGAGGUCUAGUUCUUGGGGGGAUGUGGCGUUGGACAAUAAGCAGGGCGGAGGUGGAGGAAGGUCCGGAGGUAACAUUUCAUUGGACGACCAGAAUCAACACCAGAAUCAACAGCAGCAGGGCCAACGACACUACAGCCCGGUCCUUUCAAGGAAAUCGUCGUCAUGGAAGCACACUCCAACGUUCAGGGCAUUCCUCGCAAACGUAUUCACAUUCUUCCUAAUCGUCUAUGUCACGGGCGCUGCCAUCCACACCGCCGCCGCAUUCUUCAAGAACAUCAUCGUCCUCUUCCUCGAACAGUAUUCCCAGGGCAUCGGCCUCUCAACCCACCCACCCACCACCGGCAGCGGCCAACUCUCUCUCGCACUGGCGACACAAUUGAAGGAGGGGUACUUGUUGAUCCAGGAUACAUGGGAACACAACGUCUCGCAUUACAUGUAUGCCUUGGGAGCAUUGGGCAUGUCAUGGUGUGAGAUGGUGGCCUAUUCUGGCCAGGUCUUGCCCGUGGGUGUCAACUUGGCUAGAGUUGGCCAGAUCUCGACGAAUGGCAGUCAGUUGGGUGUCAGGAGCAGGAAGAGUAGUAAGAAGUUGGUUGUUUUGUGGAUCUUGGCCGGCGUACUCUAUGGCGGUAUCGUUGCAGGCGUCGCAUGUCAAUAUCCAAAGGGCCUGUACGUGGGCCUGAUUUACGUUGCCGCCCUGUUCAUGAUCCUAGUGAUAUACAUCCUCUCCCGCCCUACGCGAGGCCUAUUCACGCUAGGACGCCACUACAUCCUGCAGACAUAUCUCAUUGGUAUGGUUGUCGCCGCAGUAGCGAUUGUCAUCUACUUGGCCACCCACCACUUUGAGUUCCUGACCAGCAACGACAAAUCCCACCUUGCCUCCACCACUCGACCAUAA